This is a messenger RNA of Mobula hypostoma (lesser devil ray), 1299 nucleotides long. Its product is annotated as apolipoprotein E-like. Bases 122 to 913 code for a protein of 263 amino acids. The record is from RefSeq and is a predicted model, not a curated record. Lineage: Eukaryota; Metazoa; Chordata; Chondrichthyes; Myliobatiformes; Myliobatidae. The transcript is spliced from 4 exons.
AUUGUCCCAGCCUUUAUAAGCGGCUGAGUCGGAACUGGUCCAAUCCAGGCGGAGUGUGUGAGAGGGAGAGGUGAUCCGCACACUAACUUGUGAUUUCAAAAGAGCUUUUGAUACACCAACCAUGAAACUGCUUGUCGCCGUUCUGGUCUCGGCCCUGAUCGUAGCCUCCAGGGCCUCCCAGGAACCAUCCUACAACCUGCAGGCUAAAUGGGAGGAGGUUCUGGAGAAGGUGUGGAGCCUUGCCAAUCAGGUCCUCCAUUCUACCGAGGCAAUACUGUCCGACAGUCAGCUCGGGAGUCAAUUCCGGGAGCUGAUCACGGAGAGCCUCGCCCAGCUGAACACCACCGCUGAGGACCUGCGCUCCCGCCUGGGCCCCAAAUCGGAAGAGUUCCGCUUGGAGCUGGAGCGGCUGCAGGAACAGCUGGAGAGGGACCUAAGCUCACUGCAGAGCACGGUCGAGCAGUACCAGCGCGAGGGCCAGCUGCUGACCAAGCAGAGCGUCAGCGACGCCCACCACACGCUGAGCAUCUACCUGCGCAAGUACCGCAAGCGGCUGUCCCGCGACCAGGAUCAGAUCCGUCUCAAGCUGCAGGAGUACCAGGAGCUUCUGGAGAGCCAGGGCCAGCAAGUCACCGAGGGGUUGCGCCAGGCGCUGGAGCCCGUGGCCACAGAAGCUGCCAACCAGCUGCAGGAGCGGCUGGACUUCCAACAGCGGCUGGCAGAGGUGCAGCGGCAAACGCAGAGUCUGCAGGAGCGGGCUAGCCAGGAUGCCCAGGGCCUGCGCAACGCCCUGGAGGAAGGGAUGGCCUCUCUCCGCAGCUGGCUCCAGGCCGAGGCUGAAAAACUGACCAGCCGCUUCCAGGAUCUGCUGGAUGGUCUAAGGGAGCAGCCAGCUGAGGAGAUGGUCAACUGAAAGUGCGAGUGGGUCUCGUGCCCACCCUCACCAGGUCUCUGCCACAGCCCUUCCUGAGCCUCUCUCUCCUCCAUACCCUCCAUCCCUCCCUGUCACCUCCCUAUGGGGUCUCAUCUCCCCCUCCGGGUUUCUCCCCCUCCAUCUCAGCCUCACCCCUCCCUCCACCCUAAUUUUCACCACCCCCCAAAAUUUGCAGUUCUCUUGUGCCUGCCCCCUCCUCCGUUUCCCACACCCUUCAACCUCUGCUGCCACGGCAAAGCGACUUUCCUCUGACCCGGAUACCUGUCGGGUUGGAUGGAAUGAACUCGGACGGGAUGCUUGUUAUCUGCACUAACUGCCUCACUGACUAACACAAUAAAUACUCAUUCAACGCUGCUGUGUUUUCC